Molecule: messenger RNA, 1597 nt
Organism: Elaeis guineensis (African oil palm)
Lineage: Eukaryota; Viridiplantae; Streptophyta; Magnoliopsida; Arecales; Arecaceae
Source: RefSeq, a predicted model, not a curated record
UUAUUUAAGAGGGAUCCCGGGCUGAGCUCCGAGGCGGCGAUCCAAUGGCGACGGCGGCGAGGCGGGCGAAGGGCCACCGAUUCCGAGCGCCGCCUCCGACGCCGGUCGCGACGGGGAAGGGUUCCCGGUCGGCAGCCGUGGACGACUGGGUCCUUUCCGAGUACCUCGAUAGAUCCCUCAAGGUCCCCAACCUCACCCUGCCGGAGUCGUGCUUUCCGAUGAGGUCCCCCGUCAAGGACCCGCCGGAGGUCGACCUCCCGGCGCUCCUUGGUGGCGAGGAGUCCGCGGUCCGCCGGGUGCUGGCCGCCGUCGUGGAGAUCGGCGCGUUCCGGAUCGGUGGCAGGGAUAAGGUGGCGGCGGCGGAGGAGGUCCGGGCGGCGAUCGAGGCUGGUGGCGCGGUGUUUGGGGUUCCCGGCGAGUUGGGCCGUUGCCUUGGGCGGAGGGAUGGGAUCGGGGAGGAGUUCUAUUGGAUGCGGCCGAUUAGUUCGGAGGACGAGAAGGUUCUCGAAGAGGCUUUGCGCGACACAUAUCGGACCUUCAGAGAAAAGAUGGAGAAUGUUGCUGUGAAGAUGGAAAUGGUUGCUGAGAGCAUCAGCAAAGUUCUCUCCGAACAUUUCAAAAACCAAAGGUGUUCGAUGGAAAUUGCCAGCAACCCAUCAAUCCUGUGUCUGAGAAAGUAUGACUACAAUGACAUCCAAGCUAAUCAGAGUGAGAACAGCCAUGCCAAAUCGCUUCACUCUCAUGCGUUAAGUCUCCAUAUCUCUGAUGACGACCACAAAUUCUGGAUCCGUUCUCCAGGGAGCUCGGCAUGUUUCGAGUUGCCUGCCGGGUCCAUGCUGGUUACUACUGGUAGAAAACUUCAGGAAUGGAGCAAUGGGGAGUUCAAGAGUGCCACUGUCGAGAAACUUUUUGACCUGAGUGAUGAUCCUAAUCCUUCUUUCUCCUUGGAGUUCAUGUGCACUCCUUUGGUUCUAUGUCAUGAGCCUUAUCAUGAGAUAAAGAAGGUAUCCAUAGUGGAUCAGCUAUUGAUAGUGCUGCUUCUUUUCUUCUUCUACAACCUCUGGACUUGGAUAUCCUUCAAGUUCACCAAUACAUAGUGUGGUAAAAAGAUUGGUCCUAGUCGUGUGGAAUGGACACAAGUCUAAGCGGGGGUGAAGACUUUUCUUUGCUUCAAAGUAGAGAAGAAUCAGGAGGCUCAUCGGAUCGAGCAACCUAUCCCCUUCACUUCUCCCUCGAUAGGUUUCGAGGAGCAGUAUUGCAACAACGCAGGGUGGUGACAGCAGAGGCCAAGGUCAAUGGAUGGACGACUGCUGUGGUGGAUUAUGUGGUGUUUCUGUGUGCUUAAAAUCAGGCAGAGUUGCUCUGCUCGGAUUUUCUCAUUCCAUUUUCUUGGGAGAAAAUUGGAAUGGAGUAUACGUAAUCACUUGGUGUGGGAUUGAGUUUGUUGGUUAAAGACACAAUUUGGUGUGUCUGAGAGUUGGCUUGCUUUGAAGAUGCUUUUUUGGACUGUAUAUAUGCAUACUGGUUCCAUGUACAUUCUUUUUGGUCAAGAUUGACUAAUAAACAUGUUUUUUAUAUAAUUUUUUUAAAAAAAAAA